AUGACAGUGUUGAAAGAUAGUAGCACACCAGUUGCCCACUACGCCGCACCAGUUGCUGCUCACUAUGCCGCCGCCCCAAUUACUCAUUACGCUGCCGCUCCAGUAGCCCACUACGCCGCCCCAAUAGCCCACUACGCCGCCCCAGUAGCCCAAUAUGCCUCACCAAUCGUCAAAGCCGUCCACCAAGAAGUAUAUGCUGAUGCUCACCCACAAUAUUCCUACGAAUAUGGUGUCCAGGAUGCUCACACCGGUGAUGUCAAGAACCAACACGAAGAACGCGAUGGAGAUGUUGUAAAGGGAUACUACACUUUGGUUCAACCUGAUGGUGUCACCCGUACUGUCCACUAUUCUGCUGACUCCCACAGCGGAUUCAACGCCAACGUCGAAUACAAGGGAGAACCAAUCGUCCAAAAAGCCGUCGUUGCCAAAGCUUUCAUUCCAUCCAAGACAUUUGUCGCUGCUCCAGUAUACAAUGCUUACCAUCAUUAA
Molecule: messenger RNA, 489 nt
Organism: Nicrophorus vespilloides
Lineage: Eukaryota; Metazoa; Arthropoda; Insecta; Coleoptera; Silphidae
Product: cuticle protein 8-like
Exons: 2
Coding region: 1-489 (162 amino acids)
Cellular component (GO): extracellular matrix
Source: RefSeq, a predicted model, not a curated record